UUACCUCCGCAACAUUUGGAAUAUCAUGGACUUCGUGGUGGUCGUCACGGGGUUUGUUACCUACUUUGUACCGGAAGAUUUAGACUUAGAUCUCAGAACCUUGCGAGCCAUCAGGGUGCUUCGCCCCUUGAAGCUGGUCUCCGGAAUCCCAAGCCUUCAAGUAGUGUUGAAGUCCAUCAUCAAAGCCAUGGCGCCAUUGCUUCAGAUAGGACUUCUUGUUCUCUUCGCCAUUGUUAUAUUUGCCAUAAUCGGCCUUGAAUUUUACAGCGGUGCUUUACACAAAACAUGCUUCAGUUUAGAGGAUGCCACCGAGAUUGUUCCUGAGGGCGAGCAGGAGACGCCCUGCUACCAGGACUCUCCGUUGAACUCUACGCAUCCGGCCGGCGCGUACAUCUGCGACCACAACUUGUCCAUUUGCAAGGAAGGCUGGAUAGGCCCCAAUUACGGCAUCACUAGCUUCGACAACAUCUUUUUCGCCAUGUUAACCGUUUUUCAAUGCAUCACCAUGGAGGGUUGGACGGCCAUUUUAUACUGGACUAACGAUGCCUUGGGUAACUCCUUUAACUGGGUCUAUUUCGUACCCCUUAUCAUCCUGGGAUCCUUUUUCAUGCUCAACUUAGUUCUCGGCGUGCUUAGUGGAGAGUUUGCCAAAGAGAGAGAACGCGUAGAAAACCGCCAGGCGUUCCUCAAGAUCCGGCGGCAACAGCAGCUGGAGAGGGAGCUUAACGGUUACGUUGAGUGGAUCUGUAAGGCAGAGGAGGUAAUUUUGGCCGAGGAGAGGACGACGGAAGAAGAAAAAUUGCACAUUAUGGAAGCUCGAAGGAGAGCUGCGACAAAACGAAAGAAAACAAUGAAGAACACCCAGAGCAAGAGCACGGAUGAAGAAGACGAGGAGGAUGUUGAAGACGAAGGCUUUGCGAGGGCUUCCUACUUAAAAACAAAAAUAAAGAACAAGGGAGCUUGUAAAGCAUUUUGGAAAAUGGAAAAGAGGUUCAGGUUCUUCAUCCGUCAUAUCGUCAAGACUCAGACGUUUUACUGGGUUGUGAUAGUGCUUGUAUUCUUAAACACGGUGUGUGUUGCUGUUGAGCACCACAAUCAGGAUGAAUACUUAACAAAGUUUUUAUAUUAUGCAGAAUUUGCAUUUUUGGGGCUGUUCAUCUUCGAAAUGUUAAUCAAGGUGUAUGCUCUUGGACCACGCAUUUACUUUGAAUCCUCCUUCAACAGAUUCGACUGCGUAGUUAUAGCCGGCAGCAUCUUUGAAGUUGUCUGGUCCAGUCUGAAAGAGGGCUCUUUUGGACUUUCCGUUCUACGAGCUCUUCGACUUCUAAGAAUAUUUAAAUUUACCAAGUACUGGUCAUCGUUACGAAACCUGGUUAUCUCCCUGCUGAACAGCAUGCGUUCCAUCAUCAGCUUGCUCUUUCUGCUGUUCUUGUUCAUCCUCAUAUUUGCGCUCCUCGGCAUGCAACUCUUUGGGGGCGUUUUCAACUUUAAAGAGGGUACACCUGCGGCCAACUUUAACACUUUUCCCAUUGCCUUGCUCACGGUAUUUCAAAUCCUGACGGGAGAAGAUUGGAAUGAAGUAAUGUACCACGGCAUCCAGUCGCAAGAUGGGAUCCAUGGCGGAAUGAUAUACAGCCUCUACUUCAUCAUUCUCGUCCUUUUUGGCAACUACACACUGUUGAACGUGUUCUUGGCCAUUGCCGUGGACAACCUGGCUAACGCCCAGGAGCUGACCGCAGCCGAGGAAGAGGACGCCGAAGAGGAGAAGGAGAGGGCCAAAGAAGAGUUGGAGAAGGAAAUAGCAGAUCUUCAGAUGGCGGCAGGUGCCGGUCUGGACCCGCCGCAGGUGAACAUCUGCCCGCCUUCCCCACAGAGCAGUGCCCCUGUGAAAGGAAAAAGCUUCCAGUUCGGCGGGAGCCAAGAUAAUCAGACAGGAACCGGCUCCAAACUGAAAGGAACCAACGACAACAACAACAUUGAUGCGGACGACGACUACGCCAGAGGGGACGAUGAGGAGGACGAAAUGACUGGCCCAAAGCCGAUGAUGCCGUACUCCUGCAUGUUUAUUUGUUCUCCUACAAAUCCGAUCCGUCGAGCCGCCCACUUCAUCGUGAACUUGCGUUACUUCGAGCUGUUCAUAAUGAUCACCAUAUCGCUGAGUAGCAUUGCCUUAGCCGCCGAAGACCCCGUCGAUGAUGAAUCGCCCAAGAACAAGAUUUUGAACUACUUCGACUACGCCUUCACGGGCGUCUUCACCGUCGAAAUGUUCCUUAAGAUUGCCGACCAGGGCGUCAUCUUUCAUCCGGGAGCUUACUGCCGGGACUCGUGGAACAUUCUAGACGCCAUCGUCGUCAUCUGCGCACUCAUUGCCUUCGCAUUUGCCGGAAGCUCGACGGGCCAGAACCUCAGCACCAUCAAGUCCUUGAGAGUGCUACGAGUGCUACGGCCGCUGAAAACUAUAAAGCGCGUUCCCAAGCUAAAGGCCGUGUUCGAUUGUGUUGUGACGUCCCUGAAGAAUGUGUUCAACAUCCUCAUUGUGUACAUUUUGUUCCAAUUCAUCUUUGCUGUGAUAUCCGUUCAACUGUUCAACGGCAAGUUUCACUACUGUACCGACUUGUCCAAGCUCACGCAGCCCGAGUGCAAAGGAGAAUUCUUCGUUUUCACGGAAGCUGACAAGCCCCCCAAGGUGGAAAAGCGUUCGUGGAAGCACCAGCCAUUCCACUACGACAACGUGAUGGCCGCCAUGUUGACUCUCUUCACCGUGCAGACGGGUGAAGGCUGGCCACAAGUUCUCCAGAACUCCAUGGACUCUACGGAAGAGGACAAGGGUCCCCUGCCGAGAUACCGAAUUGAGAUGUCCAUUUUCUAUGUGGUGUUCUUCAUCGUUUUUCCUUUCUUCUUUGUAAAUAUUUUCGUGGCGCUCAUCAUCAUCACAUUUCAAGAGCAGGGCGAGAAAGAACUCGAAGAAGGCGAGCUCGACAAAAAUCAGAAAUCCUGCAUAGAUUUUGCAAUUCAAGCCAAGCCACUGCAGAGGUAUAUGCCAAAGAACAAAGACAGUUUCAAAUACAAAGUGUGGAAGAUAGUAGUAUCAACCCCCUUCGAAUACUUUAUCAUGGUAUUAAUUGUGCUCAACACCGUUCUGCUCAUGAUGAAGUUUUACAAUCAAACCAAGACGCUGAAGAGUACGCUCCACUACAUGAACGCAGCCUUCACCGCGCUUUUCACGAUUGAGUGCGCCCUCAAGGUGGCUGCUUUUGGAGUCCGGAAUUUCUUCAAGAAUCCAUGGCACACCUUCGAUUUCAUCACUGUCAUAGGCAGUAUCAUCGACGUUCUAGUAAUGGAGACAGGACUAAAUUUUUUCAGCGUCGGGUUUCUUCGGUUAUUUCGAGCAGCCCGCCUCAUCAAACUACUCAGGCAGGGUUACACAAUACGAAUUCUCCUCUGGACCUUUAUUCAGUCUUUCAAAGCCUUGCCUUACGUUUGCUUGCUCAUAGCCAUGCUAUUCUUCAUCUACGCCAUCAUCGGCAUGCAGGUGUUCGGAAAUAUAUUGCUGGCAUCUGACAGUCAAAUAACCAGGCACAAUAACUUCCGCACUUUCUUUCAAGGUCUAAUGCUUCUCUUCAGGUGUGCGACGGGCGAAGCUUGGCAGGCCAUAAUGAUGGCCUGCGUAAAGAACCGCCCCUGCGACCCGCUCUCCAGGAAGGAGAAACCCGAGUGCGGCAGCAAUGUGGCCUACGCCUAUUUCGUCAGCUUCAUCUUCUUCUGCUCUUUUUUGAUGCUCAACCUGUUCGUCGCCGUCAUCAUGGACAACUUCGACUAUCUGACGCGCGACUCUUCCAUCCUGGGUGCGCAUCACCUGGACGAAUUCAUUCGAGUCUGGGCAGAGUACGACCCGAACGCCACGGGGUACAUUCACUACACCGAGAUGUACGACAUGCUUCGUAACAUGGAUCCUCCGCUGGGUUUCGGCAACAAGUGUCCUUACCGACUGGCAUACAAGAAACUCAUUCGAAUGAACAUGCCGGUUACAGAAGAAGGAAAAGUGAAUUUUACCACCACGUUAUUCGCUCUCAUCAGAGAAAAUCUGAGUAUCAAAAUGAGACCAGCGGAGGAGAUGGACCAAGCCGACAAGGAACUGAAGGAAACCAUCCGGAAGCUGUGGCCGCUGCAUGCCCGCAAGGUCACGGACAAGUUCAUGCCUCCAGACUCCGAACUCCAAGAACACAAGCUCACAGUAGGAAAAAUCUACGGUGGCCUGCUGAUUCUCGAAAACUGGAGGACCACAAGAUUUGGUCAAGCUCCCGGAGCUGGAAGUCUGACGGAAAAGGCGAGUCCGCCAUCGCCACCAGAUUCUCCGCGCCCUUCCCUGCUGCGCCGCCUGAUGGGCGCCGUGCGCAACUCCAACACCCGGGCGAGCCACGGCAGCUUGAACCAGGAGGAGGGACACCUGGACGACGCCGACGGACACCUGCAGGCGCCGUCCAGGCACGGGUCGCUGCACAGGUCCAGCCUGAGCAUCGACCGAUCCCAGAACGGCCAGGAGAAGCCCUGGCAGCGCUCGCUGAGCUUCCUGCGGCGGGGCAGCAGCCGUCGGCAGCGGCCUCCCCAGCCGCCCCCGCUGCCCCCGCAGGCCCCGCCACCGGCCUCCCUGGACAAGUCGGCAGCGUUCCAGGCCGGCGCGGCGGCCACGGCCGAGGAUGGGGCGACGGCUGCGGCGGCGGCGGGGGACACGGGCACGGGGCGGCGAGCCGGGGAGCGCGUGGACUCGAUGCGACUGCGGCCGGACUCGAUCGCCCUGGGGCCGUCUCCGCCGGGUAGCCGGUGUGCGACGCCCAUCCGGAGGUCACCGUCGCCUCGGAGAUCUGCGGCGGGCUUCUCGGACGCCGUCAGCGAUCUAGUGGACAUUGUCAAGUACGAGACAAGUCGCAGGGGACGCGCCAGAGCGCGACUGCACGGAGACGAGUUCCUGCGGGCGGGCGAGUCCCCCCUGCGGGGCCGGUCCCCGUCCCGGCGUGGCCGCCACUCGCCCGAGUACCGGAGCAGUACGUGGCUGGGCCAGCGGUCGCGCAGUCCGUCCCCCAGCCCGCGGCCCCCGGCGGCCGGCCCCAGCGAGUACUACGGGCGCAGCCAGCUGGCCCAGCGGUCGCGGUCGCCCAGCCCGGCGGCGUCGGCGCACAGCCUGCCCGCCCAGCGGAGGCGGCUCCCGCCGACGCCGGCCAAGCCGUCGACGCUGCGCCUGGAUGCGCGCUCGAUGGACGCUGGCAUCAACUUCCCGAGCGUGUCGCAGUCGCCCACGUUGCCCGGCGGGGCCCGCUCCCCGGGCUCCAUCAACUUCCCCAAGGUGAACGCCUCGCCCACGCGCAGCCUGGCCAAGCAGCCCAGGCAGCUGCCGUCGCCGCAGCUGCCCAACGGCUACAAGCCCCGGCUUCGGAGGACGCAUCGCCGAAGCGACACCGACGAAGACGACUGGUGCUAGCGCCGGUCUUCUGUCUCGGAACCCGCGCCCGGCCGGCCUCCGGGUCCUGGCCCCGUCAGCCUGACCAGGCUCGGCGAGUUGAGGCGCCGCCUCUCCGGCAGUUUCUGGAGCCCCGACCCGGGAGCAACGGGGGCCCCGCCCCCUCCCCGCGCAAGACGACCCCGUCUAUGCAAGCGGCGCCCGUGCCUUCCCCGCGGCCCCGCCUGCCCCCCACAGUGUACAGAAGAACGCCAUUUCUCGUUGUUGCGCUGCAUGUUCACAGACUCUCUCUCGACUCUUUUUUCCUACAAUAAAAAGAAAAACGGCCAACAA
Messenger RNA from Ixodes scapularis (black-legged tick), 5788 nucleotides. RefSeq names its product voltage-dependent calcium channel type A subunit alpha-1. Gene Ontology annotation, biological process: calcium ion import across plasma membrane; chemical synaptic transmission. Gene Ontology annotation, cellular component: voltage-gated calcium channel complex; membrane. The transcript has 43 exons. Bases 26 to 5476 code for a protein of 1816 amino acids. Gene Ontology annotation, molecular function: high voltage-gated calcium channel activity; calcium ion binding. Lineage: Eukaryota; Metazoa; Arthropoda; Arachnida; Ixodida; Ixodidae. The record is from RefSeq and is a predicted model, not a curated record.